GGAUGCGAGCCCGUCUUCACCCCGCCUCCUCCUCCCAGCCCCAGCGCACGGGCUACGCCUCCUCCUCCUCUCACGGCACUUCCCAGCGCCGUUCCCCUUUCCGCGGUCGCCCCCGCUGUUCCACUCAGCAGGGCCGCCACUUCUCGCGCCGCUUCAGCUCGCUGGAGUAUGGCUCGUCAGGAGCGACUCAACCUCCAUGUCGCCUUCUCGCCAUCCUCUCUGACCCUGAUCGCACCCUCCCGAUCAUCCCCGUACGACUCGGGACCUCCACGAGGGUGUACUCAGUGCUGUGGGAUUCCGGUUCUCAGGGCGACUUCAUUCACCCACGCGUGGUGAAGGAAGCCCGCUCACCCACGACAGGGUCUCCGACUCCCAUCUCCGUUACCCUAGGGGAUGACAAGACCCAACGCUUCUUCGAUCAGACGGUCACCGACCUCCCCUUCUUCCUCACUCUCGAGCCGACUGAGCGUUCCCCGACGUCUCGUCGCCACCGCUCCUCUGCACAUUUCAAUGUGAUGGAGAUGGGGUACGACUUCAUUCUUGGCACUCCGUGGUCUCGUCGGUUCCGCAGCACCGAGGCCGAUUGGACGACCAACACUCUCGUUCUCAAAACGAAGUGUGGACAGACGUAUCGCGUACCUUUCAUAGGUACCACGGCGACACCAUGCCCCGAUCCUCCUCCCCCGGAGCCUUCAGUGCCCACACCAUCUCCCUCUAUCACAGUCACCUCGCCUCGGCAGUUCGCUCACUUCAUUCGACAGGACGACGUCACCUUCUUUAUGGUGGACGUGACGGAUCUCUUACACUAUGAUCCACCCUGUCCCGACGCCGAGYUCAUCCCUCUGGAGCCAGAUCCUCCCUCUAUCUCCAUGGCUCCCAUCUCUACUUCCGCCCCUCCGCCGUCCGUCGAGUCCACCCCGCCGUCGCGCGUUGACGCUGACGCUGAGGAACUCGCACUAUAUACGGCUGACUUGAAACCCGCAGUUCGUGACCUCAUCCGAGAGUACCACGACGUUUUCCCAUCGUCGUUCUCGUACGCCGGCAUCCCACCCAUGCGUGACGUCGAACACUCCAUUCAGCUCUUGCCUGACUAUCGUGUUCACCACCAGGCACCCUACAGACUCUCGAUCCYCGAGGCCACCGAACUCAAGCGUCAGCUAGAGGAGCUCCUGAGACUGGGUUUCAUUAAACCCAGCAACUCCCCGUGGGGUGCACCCGUCCUCUUUGCUCGCAAAGCGGAUGGAACUCUUCGUCUCUGCAUCGACUACCGCGGCCUCAACCGCUACACGGUUAAGAACAACUACCCCAUGCCUCGGUCCGAUGAGCUGUUUGACCGCCUAGCAGGCAACCGCUUCUUUACGAAGAUUGAUCUUCGUAGCGGUUACCAUUAGAUCCGCGUCGCUGCAGCC
Molecule: messenger RNA, 1409 nt
Organism: Chara braunii
Lineage: Eukaryota; Viridiplantae; Streptophyta; Charophyceae; Charales; Characeae
Source: the annotation of a GenBank genome assembly